AGCGGCAGUGCGCAGGCGCACAGGGCUCAAAGCUUCCCUGCGGCGCCAAAGACUACUCUCUGCUUGCGGGAGGUCGCUGUUGCUGCGCUAUGGCUGCGGAGUCCUCCUCCUCCUCCUCCUCCUCUGCUUCCCCGAGGCCGCUGCAACCUGUCACUCACCUCCUCUUCGAUAUGGACGGGCUCCUGCUGGAUACUGAACGUCUUUACACAGUUGUGUACCAGGAAAUCUGUCAACGGUAUGGGAAAACCUAUACCUGGGACGUGAAAUCCUUAGCAAUGGGUAAAAAAGCAUUAGAGGGAGCAAAGAUCAUUCGAGAUGCCCUGGAUCUUCCAUUAACAAAAGAAGAGCUACUGCAUGAAUGUCAAAUUAAACAGGAGAAACUGUUUCCCACAGCUUCACUCAUGCCAGGAGUUGAAAAACUAAUCCGCCAUUUACAUCAACGCAACAUACCCAUAGCUGUUGCCACCAGCUCAUCCCGAGUGACAUUUGAAAUGAAAACAAGUCGACACAAAGACUUCUUUAAUUUAUUUCAUCAUAUUGUGUUGGGGGAUGACCCUGAAGUGAAGAAUGGCAAGCCACAUCCUGAUGUGUUUAUAGUUUGUGCAAAAAGAUUUAAUCCACCACCACUUCCAGAAAAGUGCCUUGUAUUUGAAGAUGCUCCCAACGGGGUGAAGGCUUCAUUGACAGCAGGGAUGCAGGUGGUCAUGAUUCCAGAUGAAAACUUGGACAAAGAACUUACAAAAGAAGCCACACUAGUGCUCCAGUCUAUGAAUGAGUUCAAGCCAGAACUGUUUGGUUUACCGCCUUUUGAUUGAUAAUUGUUCUUUUAAAGAUAAUUUUAAUUCAACCGUCCUAAACAAAGGGAAUGUAGAUUUUCAUUAGCUAUUUUAAGCAUAUAUUUUAUUUUAAUAAUUAUAAUUUACUUGAUCAUUCAUACGUUAUAAUGUAAGGAAGUUCUUCCUUGGAAGCAUUUCCAGAAAAUUUGCCCCCAGAACUAUGAGUUGCUGUAGAAGGGAAGAUCAUGUAACCCUUGUUUUCCAAGCAGAUUCAUGUAUCUAAAUGAACUCUGAAUUGAUUCUGUUGUUUUUGCUUUCUUUGGCAUUUCACAUCUCUGCAGUUUUUCAUCUUCACUUUGAGCAGGAGGGAAUAUAGGAUAGACACCGCCAACCAUUCUUUUGCAAAAACAUUUAUCUAUCUUGGUCUGACUUAUCAGGAAGAUUGCAAGGCUGCAGGCAGGUCCAUUUUAAUGCCGAACUUUGAAUUGUUUUAAAAGUAACUCAUCUAAUAGCAUUAUGCAGGCAGUCAUUACCAAGCCAACCAAGCAUUACUGUUGUUAUUGCCUUAUCUCAUGCAUAAGCUGCCCAUGUGCUUUUGCUGUAAGACAAUUUUCGGUUUUUAUGUCCCUGGUGCCUUUGCACUUUUGUCUUUCCUUUGCUGCCAGUGGUACAGCAAGAAUUUGUUGUCAGUUUCAAGGAAACCUUUGCUCUUCAAACUUCAGGAAGUGCAACAGUAAUUCUCUUCCUCUCCUUCCUCCUCCCAACAUUCUGUCUUGGUUGAUUAACCCUGUCUGAUGAAGUCAUGGAUGUCUUCUUUGUUAAGAUUCAGUUUACUGAAUGCUGCUUUCCUUUGCUGCCCUCCCUGAAGUUUUGACGUGAAUUAUGUCUUUUAGAUAUUUUCAUACCAUGUUCAGUCAUGUUAUCUACAAUUUUGCUGCUGUAAAAUAGAAUCAUGAUCAAAAUGAACUCGUCCAAAUUCUACCCUCUGAUGUUAAUAAAUUUUGCUAAUCGAACACACUUGUAUAUAUUUGGUAUAUUUCAUAUAGCUCCAUUUUUGCUAUCAGGAAUAAAAAGAGGACUCAGUUGAACAGUGUCUUCCACAUAACAAAUAUCCUUCUUUGACUUAUUAAGGAUUCACCAUUCUAUGUGAUAUUUAACUUUUGAGAUUAUAGAUUUUUAAAGAAAAAUCAAUAAAGUGAUUGCAGAAUUAAUAGGAUAUUAUAAUCCUAUGCUCUAGAUAUCAGGUUUGGGGCUUGGAAAUGAUUACUUUUUUUGUACUACAGUUCCCAGAACCCAACACAAAAAUAAAUCCACAAAUGAGCUUUA
Molecule: messenger RNA, 2102 nt
Organism: Anolis sagrei ordinatus
Lineage: Eukaryota; Metazoa; Chordata; Lepidosauria; Squamata; Anolidae
Gene: PUDP
Product: pseudouridine 5'-phosphatase
Molecular function (GO): phosphatase activity
Source: RefSeq, a predicted model, not a curated record